Closterium sp. Yama58-4 is the source of this 2499-nucleotide messenger RNA. The record is from the annotation of a GenBank genome assembly. Lineage: Eukaryota; Viridiplantae; Streptophyta; Zygnematophyceae; Desmidiales; Closteriaceae.
AUGAGGGGGACAGAUGCAGCCGCCAGAGCACAGAGAACUGGAGAACCCACCUCAGCGACAGCAAACGCCAAGAGGGACCGGGAGAAGGGAGGCGAGGCAACAAGGACUAAAGCCGCCAACACAACAGACGCGGUAGAACACCCCACUGUGACAAGGGUGAAUGCCACAGAGGUUAGAACAGGACCUAUGGAGCUGACCCCUAUGAAACUGGGUGAGAACUUCGUUGUCACGAGCAGCCUCGUUAACGACCUCCUACUCGCGUGCGAAAGCACUGAGGAGCAGCCCUCUGAAAGAACGGCAGCCACUCUGCCACCUACCGAUUCGAUGCACCAGGAACAAAGUCACCCUAAACAGCAGCAACAGCAACACCAGCGACAGCAUCAGCAGCGGCGGCAGCAGCAGCAGCAGCAGCAGCAGCAGCAGCAGCAGCAGCAGCAGCAGCAGCAGCAGCAGCAGCAGCAGCAGCAGCAGCAGCAGCAGCAGCAGCAGCAGCAGCAGCAGCAGCAGCAGCAGCAGCAGCAGCAGCAGCAACAGCUACAGCAGCAGCUACAGCCGCAGCAGCAGCAGCCACAGCUCCUAAAGCAACAGGAUCGGAAACAAAAUGAACAGCAGGAGGCACAUCAGCAGCAGCAGCUACAGCUCGAGCAACAACAAAAGGACCUGCAGCAGCAAUUGCCUCUGCCACAACAGGGGCAGCAGCAGCAGCUGCAGCAGCAACCGCCUCUGCCACAGCAGCAGCAGCAGCAGCAGCAGCAGCAGCAGCCACAACAGCUGCUGUCCCAUCAGCAGCAGCAGCAGCAGCAGCAGCAGCAGCAGCAGCAACAGCAGCUGCUGUCUCAUCAGCAGCAGCAGCUACAACAGGCGGGGGAUCAGCAGGGACAAGAACAGCUGCAGCAACAGCAGCAGCAGCAGCAGCAACAGCAACAGCAGCAGCAGCAGCAGCAGCAGCAGCAGCAGCAGCAGCAGCAGCAGCAGCAGCAGCAGCAGCAACAGCAGGAGCAGCAGCAGCAGCAACAGCAGCAGCAGCAGCAGCAGCUGCAGCAACAGCAGCAGCAGCAGCAACAGCAGCGGCAGCAGCAGCAGCAGCAGCAACAACAGCAGCAGCAGCAGCAGCAGCAGCAACAGCUCCAGCAGCAGCGACAACAGCAGCAGCAGCAGCAACAACAACCGCAACCGCCCCUGGAGUUGCAACAACAGCAGCAACAGCCACCUCCGGAGCAGCAGCAGCCAUCUCCGGAACGGCAGCAGCAGCAGCAGCAGCAGCAGCAGCAGCAGCAGCAGCAGCAGCAGCAGCAGCAGCAGCAGCAGCAGCAGCAGCAGCAGCAACAGCAGCAGCAGCAGCAGCAGCAUCAGCAUCAGCAGCAGUCGCCCCUGGGACAGCAGCAGCGGCAGCCGCCUCUGGAGCAGCAGCAGCAGCAACAGCAGCAGCCGCCUCGGCGACAGGACAGCAGGGAGCCGGCACCUAUAAUCAUCCGAUGCCCGUCUGAGCUAGCCCCUUUCGGAGACGACGAGGCAGAGCCACCAACGAGUCCAACAGGCCAGCCAAGCCCUGGGCGAGCGGCGUACAGGCUACCGGAGGGCGAAGACCUCCCUGCGGUUUGGUGCCAGCUCAUUGAUAACAUGCAGCCGCUGCUACUAGACAAAAAACCGCCAGAGCCUCCCACAUCCACAGACUUCACAACCAUGCCACAGGUCAUGAACGAGAUACUAGAGGAGGAGUUGAUCUCUUUCAGGAAAUGCCUCCGCACCUUCAGCAAAGUGGCAACGGGCCUCAGAGAGCUUCAGCAGCAGCUUCGGAAGGGAGAAGUCUCUCACGCUCUGCCCAUCUCGACCCCUAAGCUUCAGCUAACCGACCCUGUGUUACAGGAGCAGCUGAAUAACGCGCUUGGAGAGGAGGUGAAAACCUUCAAAACCAAAGCCCAGACAACGCUGCUGUUCUACAAGGAGAAAGAGAAAGCUGUGUGGGAGAAGGCAGCAGGGUUAUGGGAGCCGCGGACACACACACACUUCGAAGGGUUCCUCGAGAAAAUUCUAGAGGCUUUCGAGCGUCGAUCUGCAGCUGGUACCCCUGCUGCCGACGACUACUUGGGGGAGCUAGCUGCCGACUACCUCGCACGGGGCAUAGCUAGGGAGCUAAUGUUCCAUGCGGUGUGGGUACAGGGCAGCCGAGGAGCGAGGGCCAAGGUGGCAGCAAAGCGAGAGAAAGCAGAAGCUGAACAGGCAAGGCUGGAGGAUAUCCAAACCAGCCCCUCAACGACCCUACUGGAGCUGGUGCAUGCGGUGAUGAACAAGGGCCUGGAACCCCUGCAGCAGCGACUCAAGGCCUUAGAGGACCGGCAGUCAAGCAGCAAGGGAGAACCAAUCUCGGGGCAACCACCAAAACAGGAGCAGGGGGAGCCACGGGAGGUGAGGCAGCUGUCUCAGCAACAGCAGGGCGUGAAGAUGAAACGGGAGAGGCUGGGGGACAGGCAGAAGGGGCUGGUGGCAGGAAGGAAGUGA